GACAGCCGCGUCGGCCCCGGACGGAGGACGCGGCCUUGAGCAGUCCUCAGAGCCCUCGUAGCCCUACAGCCCUGGGCGCUGGCCGGGGCGAUCCCGCUCCUCCGCCCGCUGGACAGGCCCGGGGCGGGAUGUAGGGCGCUGGGCGCGGAGGCCGCUGGCGCGGCAGGGGGAGCGCGGAGGGCGAGCCGAGGAUGGAGAGAGCGAUGGAGCAGCUCAACCGCCUGACGCGCUCGCUGCGCCGCGCGCGCACCGUGGAGUUGCCCGAGGAUAAUGAAACUGCUGUUUAUACGUUAAUGCCAAUGGUUAUGGCUGAUCAACACAGGUCUGUUUCUGAACUACUAUCAAAUUCAAAAUUUGAUGUCAAUUAUGCAUUUGGACGUGUAAAAAGAAGCUUGCUUCACAUUGCAGCAAACUGUGGAUCAGUGGAAUGCUUGGUUCUGCUGUUAAAGAAAGGAGCAAAUCCGAACUAUCAAGAUAUUUCAGGCUGUACCCCCCUUCAUUUGGCAGCUAGAAAUGGGCAGAAGAAAUGCAUGAGUAAAUUAUUAGAAUACAGUGCCGAUGUCAACAUUUGUAAUAAUGAAGGCCUUACAGCAAUACACUGGCUGGCUGUGAAUGGGCGGACAGAACUACUCCACGACCUUGUGCAGCAUGUCAGUGAUGUUGAUGUUGAGGAUGCAAUGGGGCAGACAGCACUGCAUGUGGCCUGCCAGAAUGGUCACAAGACGACAGUGCAAUGCUUGCUAGACAGUGGUGCUGAUAUUAACAGGCCAAAUGUAUCAGGAGCCACUCCAUUGUACUUUGCUUGCAGUCAUGGUCAAAGAGAUACAGCACAGAUUCUUCUUUUGCGAGGAGCCAAAUAUCUGCCGGAUAAAAAUGGGGUAACCCCUCUGGAUUUAUGUGUACAGGGUGGAUAUGGAGAAACUUGUGAAGUAUUAAUUCAGUAUCACUCUAGGCUUUUCCAGACUAUUAUUCAAAUGACACAGAAUGAAGAUGUCCGAGAAAACAUGUUACGGCAAGUUCUGGAGCAUUUGUCUCAGCAAAGUGAAAACCAGUACCUAAAAAUUCUAACAAGUCUUGCCGAAGUUGCUACAACAAAUGGUCAUAAGCUGCUCAGCCUUUCUAGCAAUUACGAUGCUCAAAUGAAGAGCCUUUUAAGGAUCGUGAGGAUAUUUUGUCACGUCUUUCGAAUUGGUCCAUCCUCCCCCAGUAAUGGAAUUGAUAUGGGCUACAAUGGGAAUAAAACUCCAAGAAGCCAGGUGUUCAAGCCUCUGGAAUUGCUUUGGCACUCAUUAGAUGAAUGGCUAGUUUUAAUAGCUACAGAACUGAUGAAAAACAAAAAGGACUCAACGGAUAUCACUUCUAUUUUACUGAAACAAAAAGGCCAAGAUCAAGAUGCAACAUCCAUUCCUCCAUUUGAACCUCCAGGACCUGGGAGCUGUGAAAAUCUGUCCAGUGGCACAGGGGAAUCUAAACCAGAUGCUCUUGGAAGGAAACAGGAAGCCAGUGCAGAUUGUCAGGAUGUUAUUUCUGUGACAGCUAACCGACUAAGUGCUGUCAUUCAAGCUUUUUACAUGUGCUGUUCUUGUCAGAUGCCUCCAGGAAUGACUUCUCCCCGUUUUAUUGAAUUUGUCUGCAAACAUGAUGAGGUUUUAAAAUGCUUUGUUAACAGAAAUCCCAAAAUUAUAUUUGACCACUUUCACUUUCUCCUUGAAUGUCCUGAGUUGAUGUCAAGAUUCAUGCAUAUCAUAAAAGCACAGCCAUUUAAAGAUCGCUGUGAAUGGUUCUAUGAACAUUUGCAUUCAGGACAGCCAGAUUCAGACAUGGUGCACAGGCCAGUGAAUGAAAAUGAUAUCUUGCUGGUUCAUAGAGAUUCUAUUUUUAGGAGUAGCUGUGAAGUUGUGUCAAAAGCAAAUUGUGCAAAGCUAAAGCAAGGGAUUGCUGUACGGUUCCAUGGAGAAGAAGGCAUGGGUCAAGGUGUUGUGCGUGAGUGGUUUGAUAUUCUGUCUAAUGAGAUAGUCAAUCCUGAUUAUGCAUUGUUUACGCAGUCAGCUGAUGGUAUUAUUCUCAAAAGGUACUUACCAGUGAAUGAUGAGCUUCAUGUGUCAUUCAACCGAACAACAUUUCAGCCUAAUAGCAACUCCUAUGUAAAUCCUGAUCACUUGAACUAUUUCCGGUUUGCUGGACAGAUUUUGGGAUUAGCUUUGAACCAUCGGCAGCUGGUCAAUAUUUAUUUCACACGAUCAUUCUAUAAGCAUAUUCUUGGUAUUCCUGUAAAUUACCAAGAUGUGGCAUCCAUUGAUCCAGAAUAUGCCAAAAAUUUGCAAUGGAUUUUAGAUAAUGAUAUUAGUGAUCUGGGUCUAGAACUAACUUUUUCUGUUGAGACUGAUGUGUUUGGAGCAAUGGAAGAGGUGCCUUUGAAACCUGGGGGUGGAAGUAUUCUUGUGACACAAAAUAACAAAGCGGAGUAUGUCCAGCUUGUUACUGAACUUCGAAUGACGAGAGCCAUUCAGCCUCAGAUCAAUGCUUUUUUACAGGGAUUUCAUAUGUUCAUUCCACCUUCCCUCAUACAACUUUUUGAUGAAUAUGAAUUGGAGCUACUGCUUUCUGGCAUGCCAGAAAUUGAUGUGAGUGAUUGGAUAAAAAAUACAGAAUACACAAGUGGCUAUGAAAGAAAAGAUCCAGUUAUUCAGUGGUUCUGGGAAGUUGUGGAAGACAUUACUCAAGAGGAGAGAGUUCUUCUCUUGCAGUUUGUUACUGGCAGUUCCAGGGUCCCCCAUGGUGGGUUUGCUAAUAUCAUGGGUGGAAGUGGAUUGCAAAACUUUACAAUAGCUGCUGUGCCAUAUACUACAAAUCUUUUACCGACUUCAAGCACAUGCAUCAACAUGCUCAAGUUACCUGAAUACCCAAGUAAAGAAAUACUCAAGGACAGACUUCUUGUGGCACUACAUUGUGGCAGCUAUGGUUAUACAAUGGCAUAAAAAUGUCUGGAAAACUCAUCUGACUGCUGAUGCACAAUUCAGAGUGGCAGAAUUAAUUUAGGAAACUGUCAAAAGAAAAGCAGCCUAAGUGCAACUCUGUGGGCAGGGCUGAUUUUUAAAAUUCAUAAAAGAUCAGGUUUUUCUCUUUUUCUCUUUUCCCUUUUAUGUUUUCUUUGUGAUUCAGUUAGAAAGCAUAAAAUCACAGUAGACUUUAUUUUUUAAAAUGCUAAUCGAAAGUGGUAGAAAUUAUCCUUUUUCAUAUUUCUUUAAUCUUAUCUAAGAUUGUGUUAAGGCAAAGUCUUAUUCUACAUUUCACCUCUGCUUUGGAUCUUUCUUGUUAAAAAGGUGUUUUCUCUUCAUUUUCCUAUAUAUUAAAUUAUAUGAGCAGUUGGUUAGAGCAUGGUCCUGAUAACACCAAGGUCAAGGGUUCAGAUCCCCUUACUGGCCAGCUGCUAAAAAAAAAAAAAAUUAUAUGAGGACAUCCAUCUGGUAUGUUCUGUUGCAUGUGAAGUGCCAUUUAUAUUUUGGAAAACUUGUAUAGAAUGGAGUAAUUUAGACUGUGUAUAAAGUCACAAAUAUGUAUUUUCCCACAUUGUAUCUAUAUUGCAUUUAUUUUUUUUUUAGCUUUUUAAGUAUUUUAGUAUAUAAUGUAAAAGUUAGACUAACAAACAGCUGAUGAAAUGACAUCUGAUUUAUAUAUUAAAGUU
Molecule: messenger RNA, 3685 nt
Organism: Cynocephalus volans (Philippine flying lemur)
Lineage: Eukaryota; Metazoa; Chordata; Mammalia; Dermoptera; Cynocephalidae
Gene: HACE1
Product: HECT domain and ankyrin repeat containing E3 ubiquitin protein ligase 1
Exons: 25
Coding region: 192-2978 (928 amino acids)
Biological process (GO): protein polyubiquitination; Golgi organization; membrane fusion
Cellular component (GO): Golgi membrane; cytoplasm; nucleus
Molecular function (GO): protein binding; ubiquitin protein ligase activity
Source: RefSeq, a predicted model, not a curated record